Messenger RNA from Xyrauchen texanus (razorback sucker), 1927 nucleotides. RefSeq names its product B-cell linker protein-like. The transcript has 19 exons. Gene Ontology annotation, biological process: cell surface receptor protein tyrosine kinase signaling pathway; intracellular signal transduction. NCBI's taxonomy places the organism in Eukaryota, Metazoa, Chordata, Actinopteri, Cypriniformes, Catostomidae. The record is from RefSeq and is a predicted model, not a curated record. Bases 211 to 1368 code for a protein of 385 amino acids.
GAAUAAGCGCAAACGAGCGGGUACAAGGUUUCUCUCUUAUUAACAGGGAUAAUCGGCUCCUGCCAAAUCAUCAGUCUGCUAUGCAAAUACACACAUGCACAAACACCCUCAGCACGCUACUUACCAGCCUCGCAUACAAAGUUCUAGGAGAUUUGCAUCCAAACCUCACAGCAGAGCGAGCUUCCUGAUGAACUAAACACCACAUGCAUCAUGAGUUUCUUUGGGAAGCUGAAACCAUCUAUACUACAGAGCACCCCACCCGCCCCACCCAGGAGAUCAGAUAACAGUUCUGAAUACGGCUGGCCAGAAGAGGAAUUUGAUGAUGAAGAUACAUAUGAAGCCCCACCAUGUGAACGUCCCACCAUUAAGGUGCAACCUCACCAAGUUGAGGAAAACGUUUACCUGGGUUACCCAGACAGAAACCCAAACCCUGUUAUUCCCAAAAGACAAGCAGCACCACCACCACGACCAGCCAAGAUCCCCCCAGUAGGCAAAAGCACGAAACCAGAUCUGUCCAAUGAUGGCAAACCGCCUGAGAUCAUACGUAAAGAUAAACCUGGUAAGAAUGCGCCACCGAAGAAACCCGCGAUGAGACCACCGCCGGUGCCUCAACAUGAUGAAGAUGUUUACUUGGAUCCAAAUGAAGGGCAGGAGGAUGACACGUAUCUGGAACCUGUAGCAGAUUGCCCUCCUGCCCCUCGAAGUCCUGCCCGUAUGCCAGUCCUCGAGAAAAGAGGUCGAGACCCCCCACCUCCAAUAAUGAAGCCACCUGUUCCUCGAGCCAAAUCUAGUUCGUUUUUGAAUGCUGACAGCUUGAACAAAGUUUUACCAGCGGAGGUCAAACGCUCAACACUCUCUGGCCAGUUGCCUCCACUGGUACCUGCCAACAAACCAGUUCUACCCAUCAUCAUGCCCAAAGAACCCAAACCCAGUCCUCCACUGCCUCCAUCUGUGGACAGUUCAGCGCCCUCUUUUGGAGUAAAGUCAGUCACACAAGCUUUUGUCCAGGAGGCGGGGCUACAGGACAGAGAUUGGUUUGCUGGAAUCUGUGAUCGCAGGACUGCAGAGGAAACUGUGCUCAGGUGUAAUAAGGACGGCACAUUUCUGGUGAGGUGCAGUAAUUCUCAGAGCGGCCGUCAGCCGUACACGCUGGUCGUGCUCUUCCAUCAGAGUGUUUAUAACAUCCCUGUACGCUUCCUGGAUGACUCACAUCACUACGCGCUGGGCAAAGAGGGCAAGAAGUCAGAAGAGCUGUUUGUCAGUUUGCAGGAGAUGAUCUCACACCAUAUGAAGAACCCCAUUUUACUGAUCGACCGUAAGAGUCAAGACAAACACACCACCUAUCUCUCACACCCCGUCCGACCCUAAAAUACAUCUCUCACAUCAGUCUCUCCAGCCGAUAUAUAUGCUUCAAAAACACUCAUUCACUGUUUAAAUUAUGUAUUAGAUUAGGUUUGUAAUGUCUACAGAAGUGAAUAGUUUGCCUUGUGUUAUUAUGUUUCAUGUUAUCUUCAUUCGCUUUAGUCAAAUCUGCAUGACAUCAUUUUUAUUGGAUGACUUUUGGUCUUAGUGUGUGUUUGAAUAAAGGAAAGACAGCUGUUACAUGCGACUUACUGAGCAAUGUUUUGCUUUUUAAAUACUUGAAUAUUUUAUUGUCCAAGGCAGGUUUUAAUUAAAGUUUUUGAUGUCAAGGACCACAAAAUAUGACGAUCCCAUUGCAAGGGACCCCUCUUCCAAAAUAUAACGCUAUAGACUUUAUACAGGUAAUCGUUUACACUGUGUGAGAGUAAAAUAUUAAGCGUGAUAUUAUUUCGACAGCAUGUAAUAAGGGCAUAACAACAGUGUGUAGUAAGAGUUCAAAUAUACAUGCAAUAUGCCUCGUGUUGUAUUACUGUCAUUAUUAUAUUGAAGCAAUUAUAUAAAAGAA